CGCACUCCGCUCCAGGAAUAGGACACAACAGCCAGGACACCCACGCCGUUAUGAGGCCGCCGAAUUCUGGCCAGGUCCAUGGUCGACAUGCCAACGGUUCAUUAAUGAUCUAUGCAUUAGUUUGGCUCUCGUUGGCCAUGACAAUGGAGGCCAUAGAAGCCCCACUGCCUUUGUCGCUGGCGGAGUUUCCUAUUCUGCCGUUCGAACAUGGCAAACACCAUUACCAGCAGGAAACGAGUGCGGCGGAAUCGCUGUCGGGAUUAACAGGAUAUACGCGAAAUUAUUAUGGCCCCACUGACACUGCAACGGCCGAUGACUUGGCAACAUAUGGAAAUUAUGCUCACAAGCUCCUGGCCGCCACCCACCACAAUCCACAUCCCCUGGCCGCCACCUCCUCCUCCUCCCUGGGCACCACGGCCAAUGGCUUUGUGCCCUUCUACUUCGGCGGCACCAAACUGCACUCGCAAUUCACCGAGGAUGAGGAGCCGCGUCGCGACCCAUCGGCAAAUAUCGAUUUUGUCAUUAAUACGGCAAAUUAUGAGCCAAAUUCCAAUUCCGGUGGCUAUGAGGAGGAGUCCCGGCACAGGGAGCCCUACGAAAGCUAUGCAUAUCGGUCGCGGGUGCCGUUUCCCACGUCGCCACCCAGUCAUUACCAUUUCGAACAAAUUUCCAAUUAUCGCGAGAAGGGGCCACAGGAGCAACAGGAUCAGCAGAAGGACAAAUCCAGUGUCUAUGCGCGGCUCAAAGAGCUCCAAACAUUGGCUAACCCUGUGAAGCGUCAGCAGGAGGCAUCCUUAUCGAGUCAUCACCAAAAUCAGGAUCUACAACAGCAACAGCAAUUGGAACAACUGCAACAUCAGCAAUUGGAACCAAGACAGCUGCAACAACAUCAACUGGAGGCAAGACAGCUCCAACAUCAGCAACUGGAGGCAAGACAUCUGCAACAUCUGCAACAGAAGCAUCCAAAUUCCCAUGAUCAACGACAGCAACAACGACUUGGAGUUGCCCAGGAUCAGCAACUGUUGUACUCCCACAAGGACAGCCAGACUGCCGAUCUGCCGGCCAUAACCACCAGCGUUCGCCAUACUCCAGAGAGCAGCAAAGCCAUUGCCGGAUUUCCGCUGGCCAAGCACAUCGAAAUCACGAAGAAUGUGCCCGUCACCCACUACCAGAAACAGCAUGUUCCCUACAAGCAGACUGUCCAGAUGCAAGUGCCCCGCACGGUGAUUGCUGCCAUACCGAAACCGUUGCCCAUUAAAAUACCCGUGGCCCAAACUGUGGCAGUUCCUCAGCUGCAGGAGGUGAAGAUUCCCAUCGAGCGGGUGAAACCAGUGCCCGUGGAGCGACCCAUUCCAUUUGUGGUGGAGCGCAGGGUGCCGUACCGAGUGGAGAAGCCGGUCGUCUCGCCAGUAUAUUAUCCGUAUCCGGUCAAAGUGCCAGUGGUGCGCACGGUGGUGCACAAGCAGCGACCCCACUACGUGGCACCCGGCUGGAGUGCCACCGGCAAUCAUCUGCUGGGCUGAGUUCGGCAGCUCGCUUAACUUCUACUAUAUAUGCAUAUGAUGUUAAGUUCCAAA
This is a messenger RNA of Drosophila rhopaloa, 1577 nucleotides long. Its product is annotated as transcription factor SPT20 homolog. Lineage: Eukaryota; Metazoa; Arthropoda; Insecta; Diptera; Drosophilidae. The record is from RefSeq and is a predicted model, not a curated record. The transcript is spliced from 2 exons. The coding region runs from base 51 to 1523 and encodes 490 amino acids.